CCUGACUUUUACGUCAAACGUCAAAAUACUGUGAUGGAUCUGUGAAUUGUUUGUUUUUAUAUUAGGCGCAAAUUCACGAUUAUAUGGCUUUGAUAUUUGACUUAUGUCUUACGACGAUCCGGAAGAGGCAUGUUUUAUCUAAGUGUACGGGAGAAAGGUGCUGGUUUAGUUGUAAUCAGCUGGAUUUGCCUGGCUGUGCUGUGCGCCGCAUCUACUGCACCUUGUGACAAAACUCGCAGAGUGUUUACCGAUCAAAGUGGAAUUAUCACAGAUGGACCGACUAAUUCUAACUACACACAAGAUUCCCACUGUGAGUGGCUCAUCAAGGCAGCCAAUAAGAGUCAGUACAUUACCCUAAGUUUUAUACGUAUGGGCACAGAAUGUUCCUAUGACUAUGUUUUUGUGUAUGACGGAGACUCAUUUGAUGCUCCAUUGCUGGGAAGUUUCAGUGGUAAAACUGAACCACAAAAUGUUACCGCUUCUAGUGGAUUUAUGUUGAUACUAUUGUAUAGUGAUACAAACUAUGUUCUUGAUGGGUUCCGAGCGACCUACGCCAUUCACAACUGCCCCAACAACUGCACUGGAAGGGGACUGUGUGUGUCCAACAAAUGCUUUUGUGUUGGCAACUGGGGUGGCCAGGAUUGCAGUGUGGAACUUUGUCCUAAUGCAUGCUCAAAUAAUGGACACUGUAAAGGGGACCGAUGUGUCUGUAAGAAAGGGUACUCUGGUGAAUCAUGUUCCUUAAAGAAAAAUGAUAAGGAAGGCAAUAGCUGGCACUGGCUGUCUCAUACAGAGAGUGGUAUGACCAAAAGGGCAGCCCACACAGCUGUCUACGUAAACCAUACGGACUCUCUAUAUGUCUUUGGAGGAUAUGAUCUGAAUAAAGUUCUGGGUUUACUUGAAGUUUACAGGUUUUCAACUAGUCAGUGGUAUGAUGAAAAUGGAAAAGUUUUACGUAGAUACCCUACAAAUGAAGAGAUUGACAAAUCUUUGUUGACUUUGUUUACUAAGGGUAAUGAUGAUGGAAGCUGGCAAAUCGGCAACAGAAGUUCAUUAUUCAAUUUAUUGUUAUCAUCAUUUUCGAAUCACGACAAAACUACAUUACCUCUAAUGUCCUCUCAUGCUCCGACGCCAUACUCAGAAAGCUAUUUACACUUCACGGAGCAACCAGAGGUUAUGAGCAGUGUGAUGAAACAAAACACAACCAAACCUGAACCGAGGUAUGGGCACUCAGCAUGCGCGAUCGGAAGCGGCUUCGUUCUCUACGGCGGCAAACUAUCAGACGGCAGCUUAUCCUCUGAACUGUGGUUGUACGACGCAGUACUCAACACCUGGACCCUAAGAGCAGCGAAUGCCACCUUCACCCCUCCUGGACUAACCCGCCACACAUUAACAGCAGUAGGACAUGAAUUGUAUUUAUUCGGCGGAAGUACCGUAGACGGAGAGUUUUCAUCAAGUAUGUACAGAAUUAAACUUGGUGAUGUGAACACAGAGACUUGGGAGAAGGUGCAAGUGCGAGGGGGCAAGGAAUUGGACGUGCGAGUGGUGGCGCACACCGCCGUCUAUCACCCACAUUCUAACUCUAUUUUGGUUUAUGGCGGUGUAGUCGCCAGUGUAGCCCGGUUUUCAAAACUUUCGGAUCGAAUGUUUGCCUUCGACAUAGACUACAAACAUUGGAGUGAAAUUCACUAUCCUCGAGCGUAUUUGCGAGAGACAUACGUACCGCGAGAAAGAGCGUUUCAUACAUCGACUGUUAUCGGAAAUUAUUUAGUCAUCUUCGGAGGAUAUUCUCAUCGCCAUAACAGAGAAGAGAUUUGUUACGAUGGUCAAAUGUACAUCUAUCACCUCGGUUGCCAUUCGUGGAUUCCAUUGGACGUGUUGGGUAAAAUCAGACGUUUCUAUCCAAAGAAACAGGGAGUUUUUGCACAUGCUGCAGCCCUACGUCCCCCUUCCACUUUGUUGAUUGUCGGUGGUUACCAUGGCAACGUCAACGGGGAUUUACUAGCUUACAUGGUACCAAGUUGGCAAGCAGGCAUCACGAAUGAUGACCCUGAGUCUGCUUGUCGCCGACAUCGUUCACAACCUGAAUGUCUUGCGGACCCUGAGUGUGGCUGGUGCUCUGCCGACGAUACUUGCUAUGGUAGAAGAAUUGGUGCCAAUUGUACGACCAAUCUACAGUCGAUUCGGUGUGGCGGUAUUUGCCCUGCCCUGGGCGACUGCCACUCUUGCCUCAUCCACGGACCGCCCCCCGGGAGACGAAACAACACUCGCACGCCCCUACCAUCUGUCAGUACUAAGCUAGGUCUGGACCAGUGUAACUGGUGCGUGCAAAAUGCUCGAUGUCAUCACAAAGAUGAUAAUUAUGGCGUGUGCGGAGAAGACACACCAUCCGAAAAUCCUGGCUGGUGGGGCUCCACGGGCACAGAAGUAACGACACCAGACGAAUGCAAAGUUCUAGACAAACGGCCCGGUCUCACUUUCCUUAGAUAUCAACAACCGGCCGAUUGGAACCAUCCAGACGGAGUGUCCGUAGUAAAUGCGACUACUGUCGACUGGGUAACCGGAGGCGGCAGCAACCAUAUAUUCAGCGGAGCGAGUGAGGCGCGGCUGCGAGGCUGGCUGCAUAUACCGCAGUACUGGAACGGCACAGGCGAAACCUUGCACAUAUGCGCCGGAUACUCGAACAUAUCUCUAGCAUUGGGAGACAGCACUGGGCCAGUAGCCAACCUGACAGCACAACCGUCAGCUUGCUCACUCGUUGACUGGCCAACGUUGUUCCCCGGCCGCCUUGCAGUCGACAUGCACGCUAAUGACUCAUUACACACCGGUUUAUAUCCGUCGCACCACCAUGCUAAAAUGGAGUUACUUCAUAACAAGUCUCAAGAAAGUGCCAAGGUAUUCACCUUCGAAUUCUUGGAGCCUUACUCGGAUGGCCAGUGUUCAAAGUAUGAUAACUGUCUCUUAUGUCUUGCUGAUGCUGCCUGUGGCUGGUGCGAGCUUACAGAUCGAUGCGAACCAAGAAAUACGGACGAGACGACUUCAUGCGUCGCUGAUGGAGAAUGGAGGUACCUCACCCUGCAGCCGGCGGCGUGUCCCAACUGCUCGAACUACAUCAGCUGCGAGCGCUGCGUGGUGGGCAACUACUGCGAGUGGUGGGCGGACGAGGCCAGGUGUGCGCGGCGCGGGCGCGCGGGCGGCGCCAUCGCCGAGCCCGCGCUGUGCCCCGCGCCCUGCCGCCUGCGCGCCGACUGCGAGCACUGUCUGGACGAGCGCGGCCGCUGCGUCUGGUGCGAGGCCACGCAGCAGUGCUUCAGCUUCAGCGUCUACACCAGCGAGUACCAGUUCGGGCUGUGCCGCGAGUGGCUCGACCGCGCCUCGUCGCCGCCCGACGACACGGUGCGCAAGUCUGGCCAGUGCAAGUCCUGUCGCCGCCACGUGCAGUGUUCGGCGUGCCUGCGCAGCAUGGGCUGCGGCUGGUGCUAUUCACACGAUAACCCGAUCAACGGUGCUUGUACCGAAGGUGAUUUCACCAGGUCACAUGCCGACUGCGCCGCUGUGUUGAACGUAACCUCUACUGACGCUGGUUGGGCGUAUGCACAAUGUCCUGACGUCGAUGAAUGCGGCCUCGGUCUGCACGACUGUCACGAGCACGCUAUCUGUAAUAACACACAUGGAUCUUAUAACUGUAAAUGUAAGCAAGGCUACAUCGGAGACGGCAAGAAGAGUUGUAUGCGAACCUGUUACAACAACUGUAUCCACGGUUAUUGCCUCGGUUCACCACACUUCAAAUGCAACUGCGACUUGGGUUGGACGGGAGCAGAUUGUUCUAUAAACUGCGGUUGUCAUAACCAUUCAACUUGUAACAAAGGCGUUGGCCGGUGUGAUGAGUGUCAGGAUUGGACGGAAGGCGAGUUCUGUGAGUCUUGUAAGCCGGGCAGCCAUGGCAAUGCAACGACGGGGCAGGGAUGUAGGAGGUGUGACUGCAACGACCAUGGUGAUGAGACGCGCGGAGUGUGUGAUGUUGCUACGGGCGAAUGCUUAUGCAAAGAUAAUACUGAGGGAUUAAAUUGUGAACGAUGUAAACCAAAGUUUUAUGGGGAUCCCAGACAUGGAGGUCGAUGCUAUUACCAGUGCGAGCCUAGAGGAAUGUUAAAUGCAACCCAAACCGAAGGCAUUGGUUCUUAUAAGACCGACCCCGACAUUAAAACUAUAGGACCUUCCAAAGAAUGCUUGUGGAUUAUAUCUGCUGAAGACAUAAAUGAUGCUAUAAUUCAGUUUACUAUAAAUUCUUCAACCUUCGAUGUUCCGUGUGACGAAAAUGCAGUAUAUGUUUAUGAUGGGCUUGGUGGCGUGCCUGAUCUGAGUAAUAAUCAGCAGAGUCAGUUGUUGGGUGUGUUUUGCAAUGGCGCUUCAUCAGGUGUCAUAGAAGCUCGCAGUGGAAAUCUGACAGUACAUUAUAAACAGGGGCAACCCGAUCAAGGAUUUGAGGGAAGCUAUAAGGUGCUUGCUUGCGAUGGCUACUGUGGGUGGCCAAGAGUGUGCUCCAAACGGCACUGUGUAUGUCGUGAAGGUUACGGCGGACCAAACUGCGAAGUUGAAAUCUGUCGUAACAAUUGCAGCAUGGCUGUUGGCGCUGGCGUAUGUGAUGCUAGCUAUGGAAGAUGCUUAUGUAAUGAAGGAUUUGGCGGAGACGAUUGCUCAAUCAGACUUGAUAAAACGCAACUUGUGUUUACGGAACUUUUCAAUUCAGAAUAUUUAUCUGAUGGUUUAGAUCAUUUACGAAAAACUCUACCCAGAUUCGGGCACAGCUUGGUAGCUGAUAGACGAGGCUUAUGGAUGUUUGGAGGUUAUUCACUCUCUCACGGCCCGCUAAAUGAUAUACGAUUUUUUGAUACGAAGAAUAAUACAUGGAUGCAAGUCACAGUAGAGGCGACCCCUGACGCUAAAAUGCCUGAAGGUCGCUAUUUCCACGCAUCUGAGAUCUAUCAUUCCAAACAAAACAUUUAUAUUUACGGAGGGUUAAGUUUACAAGAAAAGACUGGACAAAAUAAAACACUCGGCGAUUUUUGGCAAUUUAGUUUAAAGGACCAAAGAUGGAGUAACAUCCGAAACAAAGAUAAAGAUGGUUUGCCGCCAUCGCUUGCCGGCCAUACUCUGACCUUACAAAAAUAUUUAGAUUACGAAAGUUUAGUUUUAAUUGGCGGUUUUUCACUCGAAGACGGAUUUAUGUCUGAUGUUUGGGAGUUUGAUCUUGACAAUGAAAAAUGGAUUAAAUUGAAAGACGAAGGUGCUAAAAUUUCAGGAAUAAUUGGCCAUAGCACAGUCUAUCACGCGCCUUCACAGAGCUUAUAUGUGUACGGUGGUAUUCUGUAUACUUAUAACGGUACAUCUAUUUCUAACAAGUUAUACUCUUUUCAUUAUCCUACGAAGAAAUGGAGCGAACUUCCUACAUUCCCUUACAUAAACCAUGGAUAUGAUAAUUUGCCGCAAGCCACAUACUUACAUUCGGCCGUCACGACAAACGAUUACAUGAUCAUUUUUGGUGGGAGAACCGAUCCUGAGAAUAGAUCUGAUUCUCUUAUUGCUUAUCUGUACAGCUGCCAUCAAUGGAUAAGACUCGUGAAAGGUAUAAGUAUUGUUGGACAUCCUCCACCGCCUACAAUAGCUCACGCUAUGGCCAUCGAUAUAGAGACCGAGAACGAGGGUUACAUUUACAUAAUAGGUGGUUGGACCGGCAGCGCUCAUUGCCAAGUCACUCGCAUUUCUCUCCCGGAAGACCUGUGUUCAUUGUGGAGUUCUAACAAGUUUGAGUGUCGUGGCCAUAUGGGCUGCAGUUUCUGCAGUACUGGAAAUUACACGAAGUGUUUUUCGGUUGAGAAGCCUGGGUGCGAGGGAAGCGAUAGUGUUUCGGUGAACCCGGGUACUGUGUGUGACUCAGAGACUGUGUUCAUGCGCCCUUGUGAGAACUUUACAACAUGCACGUCGUGUUUGGCCGCGUGGCCCAUGUACCCUGAAGAUAAACCGGCUUGUCGCUGGUGUGAGUCAUGUGCUGCUGCUGUUGGCGAAUGUGUGUCUACGGAGGAGUCAUGUACCAGUCUUAAAUGUAACGCCGGCACUACUUAUAUCAGCAACGUUGAUUAUUGCCCGGAACUGAGAUGUGCGUCUUCGGACUGUGAGAAAUGUGUUUCUAAAGAAUGCACUUGGACUAGACAUGCAGUCAGAGAAGGUCAGCUUACCAGAAUAUCAGAAGACUCAGUAGAACUCUUUAAUUGGACCUGUGCGCUAAUAGAAGAACCGGGACGAAUAAGUCUGCGACCGACAAAGAAUGACGAGUGUCCAAACAGAUGCACAGUUUACGAUGACUGUCAGUCGUGUCUGAGUGCCGACGGCGGCGAGGGAGGGUUUGCCGAGUGCCGCUGGGCGACGUACCUGGGCAAGUGUAUAUCGCCGGCCUACCAACCGGUGUACUGUGCCGGUGGGGUGUGUGGGUUAGUCCUCACUAAGGCAGACAAGAGUAAGUGUCCGGCGCCCUGCGACACCUUCGAGCAGUGUUCCGAGUGUCUCCACCAUUCGCACUGCGGCUGGUGUGCCUUACAAGGCGCCAACGGCCAGGGCGUGUGUUCCGAAGGCUCCAUCGAUUCACCCCUCGACUACUCCACGCGCACUACCUGCGCUGCAGUAUACAAUAACGUGCACCAACAUAACAACACGAAUGACAGUUUCUCAUGGCAUUACACCCGAUGCCCGCCAGAAAAUGAGUGCGAGAAUAAUCAUCAUCAAUGUAAAGCUGAGUCUGAGGUUUGUCGCGACCUGCCGGAGGGCUAUGAGUGUGCGUGUGGUCCGGGCCACAAGCGCGCGGCGAGUGCGGGCGGCGGCUGCGUGGCGGUGUGCUCGCAGGGCUGCGUGCGCGGGGCCUGCGUGCAGCCCGACGUCUGUCGCUGUGAGUUCGGCUACGUGGGCGCCAACUGCACCAUCCAGUGUCAGUGCUACGGACAUUCAGACUGCGAGGGACCAGACAAACUAGACAAGUGUAUAGAGUGCCAUAAUAAUACAAUGGGUGACCAGUGUGAUAAAUGUAAGCCAAACUUCGUGGGCGACCCUGUGAAUAACGUCCAGUGUGUGCCAUGCUCUACCUACUGCCACGGACAUACAUCCAUCUGUACAAGUGAGGUAGACUCGUCGACGGCGUCUCGUGAUGUGGGCGGCCCGUCCGACGCGGACGACUUCUUCCGCGACGGGACCGUGGCUAAAGCGCGUUGCGUGCGAUGCGCUAAUAAUACCGACGGCCCGCGCUGUGAGCGAUGCAUAGAAGGGUACUUCAGAGGAUCUGAUGAUUUCAGGGAUCCUUGUAGACCAUGUGAAUGUCACGGCCACGGUGACACGUGCGACCCAGUAACAGGAGAAAAGUGUAACUGUGGAAAUAAUACAGAGAGUGACAUAUCGUGUCAGACUACAAGCUCUAGUAAGAACUCAGCGCAGGAGUGCUGGCGAUACCAGUGUGUGAAGUGUAAGGACCUCUAUAUGGGAGACCCGAGGAAUGGACACCAGUGCUAUAAAACAAUUAAUAUAGAGAAUAAACUAUGCUUUGAUGGAAAAUCAAUAGAUGAAUGCAAAAUUAAGCCACGACCGCUAUACCCCGGCCAAACAGUUUUUGUGGCUGUCAACCCGCGAUACAUGAACGUCGACAUAAGAGUGAUAGUGGAUGUAACUCAGGGCGCUGUGGACCUGUACCUGAGCCCUAACGACAGCUCCUUUGUGGUAUCAGUAAACUCCAGCAAUGGUGACCAUGCGGUCGAGUUAGACCCCACGUACCAUAAACAUGAGCCGAAUCGUAGAAUGCCAUCGUUUGACGAGCACGUGCCAGAGGAGCCUCGAGUAACCUGGUAUUACGAUAAAACUGAGUAUACACUUGCCGACUAUACGGCCAAGGAUCUUGCCACUUACGUAACUGUAGAUAGGAAGAACAUUCUGCUUCGUGUCAGAAAUCUGAGAAACAGGCUGGUCCUCACACUACCGCAGAAUGUUCACGAGCUGACACACACCAAGUUUUACAUCGUGAUUCGUGCGAGGCACACGGACGACGGGGCGGCGGGCUUCGGUGUGAUAUUCUUCCGUCAAGACCAGCUGCACAUCGACCUGUUCGUGUUCUUCUCGGUGUUCUUCUCCUGCUUCUUUUUGUUCCUCGCGGCCUGCGUUGUCGCGUGGAAAGCGAAACAGGCAGCUGACGUCCGCCGAGCGAGGAGAAGACACGUUGUCGAGAUGCUGCACAUGGCCAAGCGGCCAUUCGCAGCGGUAACGGUGAUGCUGAGCGGUGGCGUGACGUCAGCGGGACUGCGGCGGCGGCGCCCGCCUGACCUGCGCCCUGUCGCCAUCGAGCCCACCGUCGACGGCCGGGCGGCGGUCACAUCGGUACUCGUCAAACUGCCGGGCGGGUCCCGCGUGCCGGUGCGGCUGGCGCUGGCGUCGUCGCUGGUGCUGGUCUCGCGCGCGCCGGCCUCGCGGCCCCGCCGGGCGCCGCCGCUGGCCCGCCUGGCCGCGCACACCUAGGCGCCGCGCCCUGCUGCUGGCGCUGCUCAAUAAUGAAUCUCUGCUCAACGGAGCUCGAACCGAUAUUUCAGUUCAACGUAAAAUGUACGUAUACAGGCUGCGAUUGAUUAUUUCAUCACGGGCCGCAACAAUUUAAGUUAAUUUUCAAAAUAUUUAGGACGGGUGUUGUAGAUUUUUACGUGUAUGUAUAUAACGAUCGGUGAGUGGUGAGAUUGGUCUCCACUUACACAAUUUUUGUCGAGGAUCUGCCAUUAUCUUCGCUAUUUAUUGAAUCUCAUAACUGUGUCGUUUCGAUACGAGCGAGGAGCCAAAGGUAUCAAAAUUGAGCGCAAACUAUGCGCGGGUUGUGAAUAGCCGAUAUCUGCUAAUCUGUUGUGUUGUUUAAAUCGAAAUUUUAUUAUGUAAUGUUGAUGCGAAAUUUUGUUAAAGGAAUGUUAUUGAAUGUCUAUAUUAUGAGUUAGCUUCAGAUCUUUAUUUACAAGUUUUAGUAGUCUGUAAUAUCGCAGCUGAUAAUUUCUAGGGUACAUUAUAAAACUAUGUUCCUAUGGAUAGUUGAAUCUCUUAAAAGAUAUUAUUAGUUAUUUAAAUUUAUCUAUGGGCAGUUGUUUUCUAAAUUGGUUACAUUUAUGUAUGUUAUAUGUAUUUUAGAUAAAUUAUUUAGAAUCAAUUGUUUAUGGCAUCUAAAUAAGAAUAUAUAUCUCAAAGUAUUUUAGAAGAUACCAGGCAUAUUAGAGAAAGGAAGGUUUUUGUUUAUGAAGCUCUGGUUCUAUUUAAAUAAUGGUAUUUUUACUAAUUUUAUUGUUAAAUUUAUUAAAAAUACCGCCACCCGUUGGUCAAAAAAAAGUGCUUCAGCAAAUUUUUUCUUCAUUAGACAGUUAAUGAAAUAGACAAAUUUAUUUGCAUACAAUAUAUAAUCCCUGUCAAUGUUACCAGUUACAUUAUUUAGUGGGAAAGAGUUUUCACUCUAGUAAACCGAGACUGCUAUUCAUGUAUAACAACUUUCUUUUUUCUGAUUGUAUCAGACAUAUUUUAUGCUUUGCACACAUCUGCUAGCAUCUAUUACGGUGUUCACGUUAUGUUUGCCAUGUUUCUUAGUCAUAAAUCUCACAAAUAAGACAAAAAUAAACCUAAGAUAUAAAAAAUGUACGUACCUACCCAAUUAGGAACCAUUUUGUAUUAGUAUCUAUAUAUUUUCCAAACUCGAAUAAUUACGUAACUGCUGGUCAUAAGUAAUGUUUUACGUAUCUAUGGGUAUAUUAUGUGUGUGGUAUUAACACAGUAAUUGCUAGAAUACAUGUUGUUGUACCAGUUUUAGUUCGGCCGAGCGAAACGUUAGUCAAACGUGCAAUAUUUGUAAAUUGAGAUAUAGAAUUAGAUCAUGAAUACGUAUAUAUCUUUAAAAAAAUCGGUGUCUCAAAUUUUAUCGAUCUUAAGCGUCGGCCGGAUGUAAUGUGGCCAUGUUGUAUAUAGUAAAAAAAUACAGUAUUCUAUAGCAAAGUUGUUAGAUAUUUUAAAUUACGGCAGACAAUAUAGCCUCGUUUUCGAUACGUCUUAUCAGGUGUCCCAUGUAUUAUAAUCAUUAUGUGAAUAGUUCCAAUUUUAAAUGCUUGUACAGAUAUUAAAGCAAUUAAUUUUCAUGAUUAACUUGCUCAUUAGUAAUCAGCAGUAUUGUGUAAAUGGAUUGAUCAAUUAUUAUAAUGUAUAAGUAGAAGUGUAAUAAAUAAUUAGGUAGGAUUAACUUUAACAUAUUAAGAGAGUACUGAAUAUUGUUAUGGCUACAUUAUUAAGUUAAACAUAAUCAAAUGAAUUGUACUUGAUCAAAGGUAUAAGCCGAGUCCAAAUUACAUUCCAAUUGUAUAAUAUCUUUGUACAUAAAAUAAUGUGUAAUAAUUGUGAAUUACCAAAUUUUAGAUCAGGUAUCAAAGAGCUUUAAGGAUAUUUAUACUAAGAAAUUUAUUGCUCAUAACCUUCGAUUAGAACUUUCUGAUAUACAUUCAAAUGCAUUUAUAUAUUAUUUGACAAAGUAAAAUGGGAUUUGUUUACAUUGACUGUAAAAUACCUAGUUAGUAUCUCAUUUGUGGACAAAGUAAUGAGGGUUCUGUGUAACUUUAGAAAAUUAAGCAUAAGUGAACCAUGCAUUUUUAAACUAUUAAAAUUAUAGUGAAAUUAUUCGUGCGAUGUAAUGUGUAUAUGCUAUUAGGUUUAUUCAUAUGUAACUAGAUAGGGCUUCUAGCUCUUACAUUCUCAAUUUAUGCAGUAAUCUCUCUGAAAAUUGUUGUAACAAGUGUUAUUUAUAACAUGAUUUCGUCCUAUUUUAUGCUCAAUGAUAUAAUUAUUAAAGCCCUUAUAUCUGUUAGUAGGUAUGAAUUGCCAAAAUGACAAUGAGGUAGGUCUUCAUAACAGAAGUAUUGUAAACCACUUUUUCUUACUUGCUCUCACAAGAAUAGUGAUGUCCAUUCUAUAUAGUUACUAGUUUGUAUUAAUUAUUGAAUUUUAUUACUAGGUAUUGGGUUUACCUUAGAAAAAUAAGCAUAAUUUUAUUUGCUCAAAAUAUUUUUAUACGGAAUUAUGACAGCUCUGUAAUGCAUUUUAUGAAGGUAUAUCCUUUGUACAAACUUUCUGUAUCUGAUUCUUCGUAGUCUGCUUUUCUGAUGAACAUCAUGUUGAGCUAACUAAUAGCCAUCCUUGCUUUUCUUCAGGUGUGAUAUUAUUUUAAGUGUUUACUGUAACAACCUAUAAAGAUGCCCAUUCAUGUAAACAAUUAGAUUAUGGAAGUGUUUUAUUUGAUAGUUAUCUAUAUAUUUGGUACAUUUGAUUAUGUAAUCGUAUUUUUUGUAAAAUAUUAUAGUUAUAUUUAUAUGGGCAGCUUUAUCAAUAAAUAAGACUUAGGUGUGCAUUACAAUGUGAUUUCAUACAAGGCUUUUAUGUAAUGAACAGAUCUUUUUAGCACACCACUGUUGUAACAAAUUGUCCAUCAAAGACUUUCAACGCAAUAUUUACUUUCAUUUAAAUGGAAUCUUAUGGCAGUAUUAUGUACAAGCAAUAUAUAUAUUUUUGUUUAACCUGAAUGUAUAAUAAAUGUUUAUAAAAUAAAAUAUACUGUUGGUU
Trichoplusia ni (cabbage looper) is the source of this 11655-nucleotide messenger RNA. It is a transcript of the gene Megf8, whose product is annotated as multiple epidermal growth factor-like domains protein 8. Lineage: Eukaryota; Metazoa; Arthropoda; Insecta; Lepidoptera; Noctuidae. The transcript has 23 exons. Bases 130 to 8547 code for a protein of 2805 amino acids. Gene Ontology annotation, molecular function: calcium ion binding; protein binding. Gene Ontology annotation, cellular component: Golgi apparatus. The record is from RefSeq and is a predicted model, not a curated record.